Molecule: messenger RNA, 6681 nt
Organism: Phymastichus coffea
Lineage: Eukaryota; Metazoa; Arthropoda; Insecta; Hymenoptera; Eulophidae
Product: receptor-type tyrosine-protein phosphatase C-like
Exons: 12
Coding region: 450-3266 (938 amino acids)
Biological process (GO): protein dephosphorylation
Molecular function (GO): protein tyrosine phosphatase activity
Source: RefSeq, a predicted model, not a curated record
UGCUCGUCCGGUCCGACUUUGACCUGCGAGAGGUGGCCACUGGCGCGCGCGCGCGCGCGCACUGGCUCGCACACACCCACAGGUGUUGCGCUCGUGGAGCCGCCAUCGCGCGACUCUCUCUCUCUCCCCGUCGCUCGUGUUUUCACGAUCGUCGUCGCGCAGUGUCGUCAUGGUAGCGGCGCGCGUACGUGCAGUCUGCUGCUGAUCGGCUGCCCACUCGCCCGUAGCCGUCGCUGUCUCUAGAGCUACUCUCCGGCCGUCUUGGCGCUCGCGCGAGCACGCCUCCUUUGUGCUGAUCGGUCCAGAUGCCUUCGCCACUCGCUAUUCGUCCGAGGACAUCAUGCCCGUUGCCGCCGUUACCGCUGCCUCUGCCUGCGACGCCCUCGGCCACCUCGCAAGGAUAACCAGCAAGCGUACGCUCGCUUCUUCCUUUGUCCUUCUCAGCAAUCAUGGCAGCGCACCGAGUACGCGGUCAGCAGCCGUGCCGUCGCCGCCGCCGCCUGCCGCUCGCCUGGCUGUGCGUCUGCUCGGCGCUGCUGCUGGCGGGACCGGCGCGCUGUUCGCUGACCACGCAGCGGGUCCCGGCUGAGGCGGCGGCGUCCGGCACGACGGACGGUUCGGCAACGACUCCGCCGACGAGUACCGUCGCGGAGGUGGGCACCGACGCGGCGCCGACCAGCGAGCGCACGAGCAACGCCAUACCCGAGGCCGAGCAGGGUGCCGCCGAGCUGCUCAAGAAGCACGGCGCUAAGAAGGAGCUUUCCGCGCAGACAGACCACCUGGACAAGCCCUAUCCCUACCUCCGGAAGAAGUCCGCCGCCGCGGACAAGGAGGACGGUGACGCAGCGAUCCGCCAGGGGAAACGCUCGGGCGACUCGCUCGCCCUUAACGGCAGCCUGCAGCUCGUCUUCGCGCCGAGAGGCGCGCCCGAGGCUACCACUGUCAGCGGCAGCAGCAGCAGCAGCACCGCCACCGCCACCGCCACCGCCACCGCCGCCCUCUCGACCCUCCACGACGAGCAAGACCUCGUCACCACCGUCUCCGACGACGUCGGCGACGACGACCGGAGCACCGCUACGAGUACUAUGCGCCUCGCCGAGCCGACCACUCCCUUCGCAGAUAUCAGCUCCGUCGGGGAAGUCGACACCGAGAGCUCUGCGCCGCUCAGCGGUCAGUCAACGUCGACCGCGCUCCAGCAGCUGUCCACCGCCUCACUGCUCGCCUCUUCGACCGUCCAGUUCGAGGCUACCAAUGCCGCCGAGACCGAUGUUCCGACCACCCUCGUGACCGAGUCGCUGACCACCAGCGCUCGCGAGGAGCCCUCCACUACGCCCCCCCUCGAACAGGAGCACUCGACCACGGCGACCACUCCGGGAGUCACUCUGCCGCCAGAAACCAUCACCAUUACGGAACCUACCGCAACGACCUCGACCUUAGGGUCUCUCUUGACGACGCCGCCGACGACAACGACGUCCGUCGCUCUUACCACGACCACGGCCGCGACCAUGACCUCUUCCGCGAUCAUCCCUGCCAAGACUACUACCACCACCACAACGACAAGGACAAGGACAAGGACAAGGACAACGACGACAACGACAACGACAACGACAACGACAACGACAACGACAACGACAACGACAACGACAACGACAACCCCCAAGCCUUCGACGGCGGUUGUCAGCCCAAAGAACGUUGCAACGACUACGAUGGCUUCCGAGGCGUUUAGUGCCGUCACCACCUGGCAGGACGAAACCUCUGAACCCACCACCGAACCCUUCUCUCCCACGCCUACGUCCGAAGACGUCACCGUGCUCGUCAGAAUUAUGCUCGAAGGUAGUUGGCAGGAGGUCUGCUCGAAGCUACCAAUCCUGCGACAGUCGCUCACCGACCUAAUCAACAACAACGUUGACAAGCCAAUAUCUACGAGACAAGUUAUCUUCCAUCAGACUCAGUGCUCGGAAAGCUUGACGCCCACGUCAUUGGUGGCGGAAACGCAACUGACUCCCGUACUAGUCUACAUCGUCGACGAGAAUGGCAAUUUCGACGGAAAACUCACGAAGCUCUUGCCGAGUCUCUACGAAUCGUCGCCUAUUGAUUUUCCAUUGACGAUCCACAGCGUGACCCUGGUGCCGGAGGCCGAUUCGGGCAACGCCAUAGCCGUAGUUAUUGUGUCAAGCGUCGCCUUCGUCUGCUUGAUACUGUUGGCCGGUCUGCUGUUCAUCAUGAGAAAACGCCAAGGGCGCUUCAAUUACGGGGAGCGCUGUCGGCCAGUGUCGCUGGACGCCUACAGCUUGGACAGCGUCUCGGCCUACAACAGCGUCAGGCGCAGCAAGUCCGUGGUGAGAUCCUCCAAGCGCAGCUACGGCAAUCCGGCCUUCGAAGACUCGAGCGUUACACCCACGCACCCGCUAAACUUCGCCGGAAUCGCGACGUUUUGCAACGACACCAGUGCCGUGGCCGAGGAGUUCGCGAACAUUCCGCAGAUCCACUCGAAGAUAGAAGAGCUACCGCCAGGGGCGGAGAUCAAGAAUCGAUACGCGAACGUGAUACCCCUGCCAGAGACCCGAGUGCCUUUGCAGAGGAUCAACGGCGAUCCCCUUAGCGAGUACGUCAACGCGAGCUACGUGAGGGGCCCGAAGAACGCCACCAAGUACUACAUCGCCUGCCAAGCGCCAACCGAAGCGACGGUGGCCGACUUUUGGCGCAUGAUCUGGGAGCAGCAGUGCAAGGUCAUCAUCAUGCUGACCCACUUGGUGGAGAACGGAGUCGACAAGUGCACCGAGUACAUUCCUCCGCUGGAAGUCAGCGACUGCCACCGGCUCUACGGGGACUACCAGGUGACGCUGAAGAAGCGCGAAGCCAAAGAAAAGUACGCCAUCUCGACGCUGCACCUGAAGAACUUGGAGAACAACACGUUCCGCGAGGUCUCGCACAUUUGGUACUUGUGGCCGGCGAGCGGAGUACCGACGGACGCGGCCGGGCUGAUCGCCGUUCUGCUGGAAGCGCGGGCUCUCCAACGAGGCGCUACCGGGCCAAUCGUGGUGCACUGUAGCCCAGGCACCGGGCGCACCGGCACCCUCAUCGCGCUCGACCUCUGCAUACGACAGUACGAGGUGACGCGCACCAUCGACCUGCCCAGAGUCGUUUAUACCGUUCGCAGGGAUCGAGCCGGAGCCGUGCAAACCAGGGAGCAGUACCUCUUUAUAUACAAGGGAUUGAAUCUAUACGCCAGUAAGCUCGCCGGUGGGUGUAUCGACUCUACUUGAUCGCCGCCUCUCGCCCAUCCGUUCCUCGACGAUCAAUCAACGCGCCAGUGCAAAGUUUGCACAAUUCAUUGUGAUAUAUCGAUAUGCCUCGAGCGCUACACAGGCAUCCCAUCCCCUGGAACUUUCCCUUGUCGACCACCGUUCUUCUCGGCCUACCUAUACGCGUGAUCGGCGCCGACCGCUUUGCUACGUCGGACGCCUUCUCGUUCGAACACGUCAACAUUUGUAGUUACAAACUUGUGUAGUUGAAUUUCGAGUUUCAUGUACAUAUGCGUUACCUAAGCCAACUACUGCUAUCUGCAACACUGAUAAAGUAAAUUUAUCUCUACGGCAGGCUGUUGAACACGUGUAAAUUACAUCUAUACACUAUGUAUUUUACUGUUACUGUUAUUGUUUUUUUUUAAAUGUUGUAUCAGUUAUGCAUCCAUACUCAUAUGACGUGUCGCUCUCUAAUUUGUAAAUAAUUAUCUCGUGCGACGAACGCGAGUUUUCGUAUCUUGGAGAGAUUCUGCUGUAGCAGAUAGUACGACUCUUUAACAAAUGUAUCAAGAUAUUUUUUCAAGUUCCUUGAUAACGGUAAAGUAGUCAUGACUGCAUACAUACAAUUAUACAGGAAAUGUAUUUCAUAAGAUGACUAUUCGUAUUCAAGAGUAACGGAUCAUUGUUUGUCGUUAUUUAUUUUAAAAAAUAUAUACAGAUCAGUUAUCGCAAUAAAAAAAUCAUUUUCGUAUUUUUAAAUAUAAUUAACAGUUAUCAUUUAAAACCAAAGGAUGCAAAUCAUCGAAUUCUAUGUGAUAAGGUGAGUGAGAGGGCUUAGAAAAUGAAUAUCAUCAAUUUUCCAGUGAUUGUAUUAUAUUAAAUAAUCAUUAUUAACUGGACUAAAUACAUUAGAAUGGUUUCGUCUUAAAUUAUAUACAUUCUCAAUUUCCGCCCGCGUUCCAUACACUAAUUUUUCAUAUUUUAAAUACAAGAUUUUCUUUUAUACACGCGCUCAAAAUUUGCGCAUAUACAACCCGUUUGCCGAGUGUACAUUCGUAGAUGUUCGCACGUUUUACAUAAUUCUUUAUAUUCAAGUUGUCAGACUUUAGGCGAAUAACAUUAACAAUACAUUAUAUGCACUUGAUGCAUAUGAAGCCUGUUUCGGAGAGAUAAUUGAUUUACUCCACUUUAUGUAUAUAUUUAUAUAUUCGUUUUUCGUUUACAUUAUCAUCUGGAAACAAUAAUUGUAAGUGUGGUGCCUUACUCGCGCAGUAAUUGAUGAAUAAAUUUGGCAAUUAGAACGGUAAUAGAUACGCUUGGAGAAGUGUCAAAUCAUAUUAUGCCGUGUACGUAAGAUCAGCAAUAUAUCUUGGUACGCAUCAUUCAGGAACUUUGAGAUUAGUACGUCUAUCAGGAAAAGAGCAGCGACAUUUAUUAUUUUGUUAUAAAAGUACAUUCAUCUGACGGCUCAAUCAACAAUUUGUAGAUUCGCUGCUUAGAGAAAGGCACCUCAAAUCUUUACCACAUUCCUGAAAUAUCGUAUGCUUUCCAACAAGGUUCUUAAAUCAUUCUUUAUAGAUUUCAACUCUUCUCGAUUAAUACGUCAUUGAUAAGUCAAAUUGGAUCGGAGUUUCGAGUCGAGUAUACGAUACAAGUAUACUUGCUUUGAUUAAUUCGAAAAAUUGCCUGCCUAAUUGACACUUGAUAUACUUUUCAAUAUUUUCUCUUCGACAAAUUUUUAGACCUGCAUGCGUAUUCUUACACGAUUGAUGACUCUUAUAAAUUUUUAUACACCGCCAUAAGAACAUUGAAUUCUUGGAAAUGGACCUUGCCAUGGACAUAUUGUAUGCGUAAAAUAUUGAAUACGAUAGCGACAAAUUUUUAUCAACCAUAUAUAAAUGUACACUGUUAUAGUAGGUUUAGCUGAUGCAUAAUUGAUCAUAUGUUCAGAUUUCAAAGCUAAAAUCAUUAAAUUAGCGAUUCUUGAUUUAAAGAAAGUAUAAUACUGUUAUAAAGCUAAUUAUUAAACGAAUGAAAAUUAUCAAUUUUAAAAAUUGUUAUAAAACACUACAAUCGAAUACUCUGUUUUCAACGCAAAUCUUAACACUAAAUAUAUUUGUUAUCAAAACGUUUGGUACAAAAAAUUUACUACUUUCAAUUUAACUAUCUUGACUCAACCAGAAAUAUUGUUCCAAUUGUGUAAUGAUAAUCAGCAAGGAAAUCAAAAGUUGUUGAUCAACAUUUGACUUAUAAACACAUUUAGAAAAACAAUAAAAUUUAUUAUUCUUCAUCUCGACUCCAACAGUAUUUCAAUGCGGAAAUAAUAGCUUCGGGCAUCACGCCAAUGAAAUAAUGUGAAUACUAAGGCUGGAUAAUGAAUUGAUUAAUAAUUUAAUGAUUUAGCGUGAGAUAAAUACUCAAUAGUCAGGUCCACGUCUACACACACACACGUCCAUACACAUACAAAUAGAAACCCUAAAUUAUCAAUACAAUUAUAUUGAAAAGUUAUUAUCAACGUAGAAAAUUUUCCUUGAGCAGAUAAACCAAUUCAAUUGUAUGUGCGCGAUAUAUAUAUAUAUCUGCAACCUUACUUUUAUCGAUUGAGAUUUCAAUCAGAAUUCCGAUAUUUAAUAUUAAGAUUCGUCCAAAUGAUUAUAAGAGUAUUUGAACAUCAGAUUAGAAAGUUAAAUAUUGUUAUAAAACACAGAAAAUCAAUUAGUUUGGAAGAACAUGACCAUUGAUCAUUAUCACAAAGUCUAUGAAAAAGUUUUCUAGAUAUCGUCAAAAGUUUUAGCAUACGAGUGAAAUAUCUUUUUACAAAACGAUUUUGCAUUCAAUUUUUCUUUACAUCUCAAUUUAUUUUUUCCUAAAUAUCUAAAAUGUUUAUAUCAAAAUACCAUUUUUACGUAAAGGAUCACUCAAAUUCAAAAAAUGGCGCAGAAAUUUCGAAUACCGAAAAUGGUUUAGAAUAAUCUUUGGUCGCUUAUGCAAAGUGUUCAUUAAUUACUCAUCGACGACUUUAAGACAAUGUUUUAAAAAAAUUGAUUGUUGAUCGUUCUAUUAAACAAAGAUUAAGCAACUUUAGAAUCACGAGAAACGUUUUAAAAUUAAUUAGAAAAAGUUCGCCAAAUGAGAUUCUCGGUUAAGCAUUAUUUAAAAGAAACAAAUAUCCGUACCUUCUAUUAUCUGUUUAAAAUUGAUCAAACUAUUUGGUAUUUGUACAAAAUGAAAAUUGAACAAAUUAAAAAACACUAGCUGUUUCAUGAGAUUAAGUAAAAUAAAGUGGGGGUACACUUUUAAAAAUAAAACGUAGGUACGUACAUUUGUAUAAACGUAAAAUAUUUGAGCUAAUCGUAAAUAGUGCAAAACAGGAUAAACACUCCUGUCAACUAAAAGUAAAUAUUUAGCAAGACAUACUUGUGCAAAGGGUAGGUAG